ACUAUCCAAUUUCGUUUCCUUCUUUACUCUCUUGCUUUCCUUUCUUUUCCUUCAAAAUUCUUCCCUAAAAUUUCACAACAUUUCAUCUUCUCCACCAUGUUUGACCCCCAACAUUUCGUCGAUUUGCAAGACGAUUCUGCUUUCGGCGACCAGAAUUCAUGGCUUUCCGGCGACCACAACUCCUCCCCGGCUCGCCGCCUCACUCACUCAUCACUCACUAACGCAUCUAUUUCAACUUCAGCAACUACUGCUACUGCCGCCGCUAAUGGCAAUGUCGAUCGUGAACUCUUCAACAAUCUCGUCGCCAUCGUACCCCUCGUUCAGUCUCUUAUUGAUCGGAAAGCGAGUAGUUCAUUCACGAAGCGGGGUUCAAUGAUUUAUACUAAGACACCUUCUAGAGAAUCAUCACACAGGAAAAUUGAACAGAAAGGUAGAAAUAAUGGCCAAUCCAUUCCACCCAAGAAGAAAAAGGAUCAUGGAGACAAGGAACAGGGUCAUAAUGUUGAUAAUAAUGCAGAUACCGAUGGCUUUUCGAUGUUCUCCUCAAGUUCUUUGGUCUCUGAAAAGGACAAAGAAGAGCUAAUCACAUUGAGAGAACAAGUUGAAGAUCUGCAAAAGAAAUUGCUUGAAAAGGAUGAACUUCUAAAAUCAGCAGAAAUGUCGAAGGACCAGAUGAACAAUGUUUAUGCAAAACUUGAUGCUUUGAGUCUCCAGUCUGCAGAGAAGGAUUCUAUGAUAAAGUCUAUUCAUUCCCAACUUUCAGAUGCAAAGAUUAAGCUUGCAGAUAAACAAGCUGCCUUGGAGAAGAUACAGUGGGAGGUAAAGACAUCAAAUACAAAAGUAGAAGAACUUCAAGAAGAGCUAAAGUCCUCGCAAGGAGAUGUUUCAUCAUUUAUGCUGUUACUUGAAGGCUUGACAAAGAAUGAUUGCAAUGAUCGUCUCAAAGAUUAUAGUCUUUCACUGUAUCUCCCUGAGAGCUGUCCUUACAUUGAUGAUUUGGAUGAUGCGGAAAUGAAGAAAAUGGAAGAAGCAAGAAAAGCUUAUGUAGCUGCUGUUGCUACUGCAAAGGCAAGGCAAGAUGAAGAAUCUAUUGCUGCUGCUGCAACUGCAAGAUCACAUCUUCAAUCAUUUGUUUUCAGAACAUAAGUUUCAAACAUUCAUUAGAAGCAUCAAUCGCGCUCGGUGCUACACGAUACGAUAGUGUUCUCUAUAGGGUUGCCUGAGUUAUUUAUUUGUAGAAUGCGCAAAUUGGAACAUUUGUUUCAUUUUGUAUGUAUGUUGUAUCUAACCUUCCCCAUGUUCGUGUUUAAUGGAAAUGCGCCAUGGUUGGUUGUGUGCCAGAGGGACGUUUUGUUCUGCAAUUAUUGAACACAUCUCUCUCAUUUUCAGAUGCA
This is a messenger RNA of Benincasa hispida (wax gourd), 1394 nucleotides long. It is a transcript of the gene MPB2C, whose product is annotated as movement protein binding protein 2C. Gene Ontology annotation, biological process: plasmodesmata-mediated intercellular transport. Gene Ontology annotation, molecular function: microtubule binding. The record is from RefSeq and is a predicted model, not a curated record. Lineage: Eukaryota; Viridiplantae; Streptophyta; Magnoliopsida; Cucurbitales; Cucurbitaceae.